Messenger RNA from Lipotes vexillifer (Yangtze River dolphin), 1457 nucleotides. RefSeq names its product ubiquitin like modifier activating enzyme 5 (gene UBA5). The record is from RefSeq and is a predicted model, not a curated record. NCBI's taxonomy places the organism in Eukaryota, Metazoa, Chordata, Mammalia, Artiodactyla, Lipotidae. Gene Ontology annotation, molecular function: UFM1 activating enzyme activity. Gene Ontology annotation, cellular component: cytosol; cytoplasm. Gene Ontology annotation, biological process: protein ufmylation.
GGUCAGUCCGGGAGGCACUGGGAGGGCUACCUUAGGGUUGUGGGCUAGGAAGGCCGCCGCAAGGUGCCUCCUCACAUACCCCUCGCGGGCCCAGCAGGCCAACAGCGUGGGGCGGCGGCGACGUCGACGGCCGGGGCUGGGAGCGCUGGCGGCCGGGGUCCCAGCCAUGGCCGAGUCUGUGGAGCGGCUGCAGCAGCGGGUCGAGGAGUUGGAGCGGGAACUGGCCCAGGAGAGAAGUCGCCGGGCCCUGGGGGGCGGCGAUGGAGGAGGCGGUCGGGCCCGCAUCGAAAAGAUGAGCCCCGAGGUGGUGGAUUCCAACCCCUACAGCCGCCUGAUGGCAUUGAAACGAAUGGGAAUUGUAAGUGACUAUGAGAAAAUCCGUACCUUUGCUGUAGCAAUAGUAGGUGUUGGUGGAGUUGGCAGUGUGACUGCUGAAAUGCUGACAAGGUGUGGCAUUGGUAAGUUGCUACUCUUUGACUGGAAGGUGGAACUGGCCAAUAUGAAUAGACUUUUCUUCCAACCUCAUCAAGCAGGAUUAAGUAAAGUUCAAGCAGCAGAACAUACUUUGAGGAACAUUAAUCCUGAUGUUCUUUUUGAAGUACACAACUACAAUAUAACCACAGUAGAAAACUUUGAACAUUUCAUGAAUAGAAUAAGUAAUGGUGGAUUAGAAGAAGGAAAACCUGUUGACCUAGUUCUUAGCUGUGUGGACAAUUUUGAAGCUCGAAUGACAAUAAAUACAGCGUGUAAUGAGCUUGGACAAACAUGGAUGGAGUCUGGGGUCAGUGAAAAUGCAGUUUCAGGGCAUAUACAGCUCAUAAUUCCUGGAGAAUCUGCUUGUUUUGCGUGUGCUCCACCGCUUGUAGUUGCUGCAAAUAUUGAUGAGAAGACACUGAAACGAGAAGGUGUUUGUGCAGCCAGUCUUCCUACCACUAUGGGAGUGGUUGCUGGUAUCUUGGUACAAAAUGUGUUAAAGUUUCUGUUAAAUUUUGGUACUGUUAGUUUUUACCUUGGAUACAAUGCAAUGCAGGAUUUUUUCCCUACUAUGUCCAUGAAGCCAAAUCCUCAGUGUGAUGACAGAAAUUGUAGGAAGCAACAGGAAGAAUAUAAGAAAAAGGUAGCAACACUGCCCACACAGGAGGUUAUUCAAGAAGAGGAAGAAAUAAUACAUGACGACAAUGAGUGGGGUAUUGAGUUGGUAUCUGAGGUUUCAGAAGAGGAACUGAAAAAUUCUUCAGGUACAAUUCCUGACUUACCUGAAGGAAUUACAGUGGCAUAUACAGUCCCCCAAAAGCAAGAAGAUUCUGUACCUGAAGUAACAGUGGAAGAUUCUGGUGAAAGCUUGGAAGACCUCAUGGCCAAGAUGAAGAACAUGUAAAUAAUGGACUGGCCUGUAUUUUAUUUCCUGUGUCUAAACUUGUUCCCUAGCAAUUAAAAAGAAAAUCAUUUAAAACUGA